AUGGAUCCCGUAACAGCAAUCAAUCUCGUGUGCAAUGUGCUUGAUCUUAUUUGUCGAGCAGGGAAGAUAGUUAAGGAAACGUACGACUCAACUACGGGACUACCGAAAGAACAGGAGAGGUUACUCAAUUUUAAUGAGGAAAUUGCUUCAAUUCUUAACGACAUUCAGAAUUCAUGCAUGCGUCUUGAGGAAGUGGGGGAGGCCUCAGACAGUAUGGAUAUCAAUAUCCAGACAGUGGUCAAUAGAUGCCGUGCCCUCUCGUCCAAAAUCACUUCCUUGCUAGGUCGAGGAAAAUCGGAAAAGCCACAUUCGAUAAAGAGCGUUUUGAAGGCUACGGGUAGGCACUUCCUCGACAGAAAAAAGGUUCGGAGCCUUCAGACCGAAUUGGAAAAGAGCGAGAAAUCACUUCAUCUAGCUAUUUCCGCAUCUGUAAAGACGCAGGUUAACCACGUAAUAAAGUCAAUUGCAUUCACCAAGACCGAGACGUUCGGCCUUCGUCAGGAACUCGAAGAACUCUCGUCCAAUAUUACAAGCUCAUCAGACAAUGUAUCUGAUCAAUACCAAAAAAUCCUCGACCUAUUCAAGCGCGCAAAAGAGAAGCAGAGGCUCGACGAUAUCCUAAUGAUGCUCGGUACUUAUUGCAAUGGGAGACAGCUAAACCCAAGAUAUGACGAAUUAUCAGGGGCCUGUGAGAACACCUACGAGUGGAUCUUUCGAGAACCAGAAAAGCUUUUCGCAGUUGAACCAAGCCUCGAAAUAUCAUUUACCAAUUGGCUACGCAGGGGUGAUGGUAUUUUCCACAUUCUUGGGAAACCUGGUGCCGGCAAAUCGACACUCAUGAAAUUCAUCUGGAAACACGAACUCAGGAGUGAAUUGCUGAGUGAGUGGGCUGGCAACUCACGUCUCCUUUCAAUGAGAUACUUCUUCUGGUCCCAGUCCAACCAAGAUGGGAUCCCAGAGCUCGAAUGCACUCUACUGAUGUCUGCUCUUGAGCAGGCCCCCGAGCUUAUAGACUUAUUGGUCCCAAAAAUCGGCAAUCAUGGUGGGGGCCUUCGCGCAGAUGCAGGCUAUGACGAGAUAUCCCAAGCUACUGCUUUAUUAAUGAGCAACUCCCGUGAACUAGGGGAAUAUAAGAUAUUCCUUCUUAUCGAUGGUCUCGACGAGUUCGAGGAAGGAAAAGGAGCUAAGGAUUACCAUGACUUGGUGCGCCUUAUUCGAACAUGGGCUUCUCAAUCGGAGGGGAAGGUCAAGAUAUGCGUAUCCAGCAGAGAAUACGCAGCCCUAACCAAUAUUACAAAACAGAAAAUCAGACUUCAGAAGUUAACCAGGCGCGAUAUGCAGACUUUUGUCACAGAGCGCCUGGAGACACACCACAGGUUUCCAGAACUCAAAGCUCACAUAAAAGACAUCGAGGGUGAAUGCCAGUUCGCUUAUUGUCACCCCCAUGAAUGCCAAAUUUACUGUCUAGUAGAUCGUAUCGUCGAUCUAGCGGAUGGUGUCUUCUUUUGGGUUCAGUUAGUGAUGAUCGAGGUACGAAAACGCCUACAAGCUACUUAUAGUCCUUCUCAAAUCUGGAUACACGUCGAGGCCCAACCGAAACCACUGGUCGAAUUUAUAAAGCGCAUGCUUAAUACCAUCCCCCCUUUAUACCAACGAGAAUCGUAUACUCUAUUGGCGAUUAUUCAUAAAUACAGUCAGAUAAUUUUUGUAACGAAUCCUCCUCAACCAAUAUCACACCUUUUGGCCUUAAGCCUAUUAUAUUUCUGGGAUAAAGUAGAUCAAGACAGUGUGAGACCACAUUGUCAACUUACAAACGCUAGCAACGCCGAGGUACGAAAGAAUCGACGUGUCCUCACAGAAGAAGAGAUUAACGCUCGGUUCAAUGGUCUACUUGAGACAUCUACAAAUAAGGAGACUCCAACGUUUCAGUACCUCAUUUUCGCUCAUCGUUCAAUUAUUGAAGUCCUAAAUGAGGAGAUCGACACCAAGUUGCUAGAACAUGGUGUAACGCAAGCCGAACUGAGCGAAUGGGUUUGCCAGCUGGCAAUGAAUGAGAUUACUCUCUUCUCCGAAUCCAAGGGGAAGUAUGAUAAGUAUGCGUUAUACGGAAAGCUAUAUGGGCUUCUCCAUUUUAUCAGAUAUGAACAACCAUUUGGGGGGCCUUCGGUUAUUCAACAAUUCGAUCAAGUCGAGGACAAGAGUUUGAUGCUCCAAUUCGGGACCCUCUAUCCUUCCGAAGAAAAUGCUGCCCUGGAUGCUAACAAGGAUAAAGUAUGUGCCAAGGUGUGGGCGUAGGGCAUCAAUUUUUCUAUGGGCCUGUAUGAACAAUGGCAAUAUGUCGUUUGCGAAAUCCGAGGUGGUUGUAUUCGUAUCAGCGCUUCUUAAGGAUGGGUUCAUCGGAAAGGAUGUGUUUGGAAAAGAGCCUGGAAUAUCGACAUAUAAACCCGUGUGCCACACUACCGAACCAU
This is a messenger RNA of Hypoxylon trugodes, 2468 nucleotides long. RefSeq lists its product as uncharacterized. NCBI's taxonomy places the organism in Eukaryota, Fungi, Ascomycota, Sordariomycetes, Xylariales, Hypoxylaceae. Bases 1 to 2295 code for a protein of 764 amino acids. The record is from RefSeq and is a predicted model, not a curated record. The transcript is spliced from 3 exons.